Molecule: messenger RNA, 1017 nt
Organism: Lactuca virosa
Lineage: Eukaryota; Viridiplantae; Streptophyta; Magnoliopsida; Asterales; Asteraceae
Source: the annotation of a GenBank genome assembly
AUGAUUGGUGCGCUUGGAGGAAGCUAUGGUUCUUCGGUUGAUUUGAGUGCGAUGCUUGCUUCAGUUGUAAAUAACAUAAUUUGUAAGGUGGCCUUCGGGAAGACGUAUCACAGAUUAGGCUUUAGAGAGUUGUUAAAGAGGUUUGUUGAUAUUCUGGGUGUUUUCUGUGUCGGCAGUUAUAUUCCAUGGUUGUCGUGGAUAGAUCGUUUAAAGGGAAGAGCACAUAAAGUUGUUAAAGAGUUCGAUGAUUUUCUUGAAGGCGUCCUUGAAGAACAUCUAAAUCAGAAAAGAGGAGAGGCUUUUGACGAUGAGGAAAGCCAAAACUUUGUUGAUAUCCUAAGGGAUAUUCAAAUAAAUAACACAUCCGGCUUCAUCCUUGACACAGAUACCCUUAAAGCUAUCAUCUUAGAUGUAUUGGUUGCUGGAAUUGAUACCAUAUACACAAGCUUAGAUUGGGUGAUCAGUGAGCUGAUAAGACACCCAAAAGUAAUGAAGAAGUUGCAGCAAGAAGCAACAGAAAUAGCACAAGGAAGAUCCAUGAUUCAUGAGGAGGAUUUGGAGAAAAUGAAAUACCUUAAAGCUGUCAUAAAAGAGUCCUUGAGAUUGCAUACUCCACUCCCACUUCUUGUUUCUCAUGAAUCAACACAAGAAGUCAAUCUCAUGGGGUACGACAUUCCAGCACGAACACAAGUGCUUAUCAAUGCUUGGGCAAUUGCCAGAGAUCCUGUGUUGUGGGAAGAAGCAGAGGAGUUUAGGCCGGAGAGGUUCUUGAACAAUAAUAUCGAGUAUAAAGGGCUUCAUUUUGAAUGGCUUCCAUUUGGAGGUGGACGUAGAGGAUGCCCUGGUGUUCAGUUUGUUGUACCUAUCAUUGAGCUUGCAUUAGCAAAUGUUGUAUACAAGUUCGAUUUGGCAUUACCAAAUGGAGUUCAAGAGAAGGAUUUGGACAUGACUGAGUCAAAUGGGAUUACAGUUCAAAGGAAGUCCCCUUUAUUGGUUAUCGCAAGUCCACGGUUCUAG